GCCGCCCGGCCGGUUGUGGUCCCUGUAUAUUGUUUACAUCCAUAUUCCUACAACCAAACAUGCCUGCCUAACAUAAUCUAAACAAAAAAUGUACGUGUGCAAGUUAAAAAACGAAUUUUAUUAGCAAGUGUUGCAAAUUUAUGUGAUAAAGUGCGUUAAAAUGUGCGUGAUGCGUCCGAUCCUGGUGGUUAUGCUCUUCCUAUCCGGGAUCGAGCACUCAUUUGGAUCCGAAGAUGUAGUGCAUCACUCCGCUCAUAGAAUACGCAACCACAGAGCUAGCAGACGACACCGGGCAGUUAAUGAUGGAGAGCUGCAUUUUGAACCGGAGCCGUAUAGUAAGAAUCUGGAAUUGAAUACUUCUGGGAAAAUACAUUGUAAAGUUGCUGGCGGCGUUGCUCCAACAGUACAAUGGUUUUUGAACGACGAGGACCCACUACCCGAGGGCGUGACCUCUGCGAAUGGCACGCUGAUGGUAGCGGACGCGGAGAGGCGUCACUCCGGACAAUACACCUGCAAGGCGGUCGAUGGAGACCGAUCCAUUACUGCUAAGAUCAAUCUUGAUGUUGUUGUGGCGCCGCGAGUAGUGGAGCCGUCCCCCGGACAACAGAUGCACGUCACCGUCGGUCAGACCGUCGUCCUCCACUGCGUGGCCACCGGGGACCCGCCCCCCACCACGCACUGGGAUGGGAGGAACCUUGAUAAAUUGGGGAAACAGCAAGAUGGUGGACUGGAGGCAGAAGACAGCGUGAAUGCUUCUACAGCAAGACUGGUACAAUUGAACAACGGGACUCUAAUAAUUCGUAACGUGUCGUCUAUGGACGCGGAGCAGUAUGGCUGCACGGCCGGCAAUGCGGGCGGACUCGCGAGACAUGAACUACAACUUAUUGUACAUCAAGAAGGAGAGCUGCCCCCCCAGGAGUCGAGUGGAGUGGCAGGCAAGGCGGUGGUGGUGUCUGUGUCGGUGGCGGGCGCCUACAUGGUGCUGGUGCUGGCGCUGAUGGUCUACUGCAGGAGGCGCAGGCUGCGGCGGCGGCAGAGGGGUGAAAAAAUGGAGUUAGAGAUGACAGAAGGGCGAGAGAAGUUGGUAGAAGAUGGUGAAGAAGAGAAGCAGAAGGUCAACGGAGCCGCCUUGCAGAACGGGAGGCUGUUGGCGCAUGAUAAGGAUAGCGGUGCAGAUAACUCAGAAGUAUCUGGCGUAUCUCGCGCUUCCAAGAAGUCUGGUCAGUUCGAGCAUCUGUCUGUACCACGGAGUCUGCUCACUGAACAGAUCACAUUGGGUCGUGGAGAAUUCGGCGAGGUGAUGCUGGCAAAGAUAGAUAUGUGCCAGGUCAACAAGUUGCGUAACAAGGAGAGCCUGGACGCUGAGGGCGAGCCCAAACUACGACCUGUAUUGGUUAAAGCACUCACAACUAAAGAUGAGGUGCAGCUGGGCGAGUUCCGUCGCCAGCUGGAGUUGUUCUCCCGCGUGCGCCACGAGCACGUGGUGCGCCUGCUGGGGCUGUGCGACCGGCGCCAGCCGCACUACUUGCUGCUGGAGCAUACCGACUGGGGUGAACUAAAGAAGUUCCUAAUAGCGACACGGUCUCCCGAAGAGAACGCGGAGUAUAUAUCCCGCGUGGGCGCGGCGCACGCCCCCCCUCCCCCGUCGCGCGCGGCCCCCCCACUGGGCGCCGAGCACCGCGCGCUGCUGGGCGGCCAGCUCGCCGCCGCGCUCGCCAAGUGCGCCGCGCACAGGUUCACGCACCGCGACAUAGCGGCUAGGAACUGCGUGAUAACGUCCAAACUGCAGCUGAAGCUGUCGUACCCGGCCCUCACCCGGGGACCUGACUCGCACGAGUACUACAAGCUGCACGAACAGGUGAUCCCGCUCCGUUGGUUGCCCCCCGAGGCAGUGCUAGAGAGCGACUACUCCACCAAGUCUGACGUCUACAUGUUCGCGGCCACCGUCUGGGAGAUCUACACCAAAGGAGAGUUGCCGUUCGCAAAAUUGAACGACAACUCUGUGUUGGAGCGAGUGAAGGCAGGCACUCUCGAAUGGACGAUCCCGGAUUCGAUGCCUGAGCCAUUAGCAGUGCUACUUAAACGUUGUUGGAGCAAGUCCCCAUCAGACCGGCCGCAGUUUACAGAGAUAUAUGACCAGAUCACCGACAUAUUGAAAGACAUCACCUCGGAAAACACGUCGCAGAAGUCACAGGACAAGGCUGAAGAAUAGACUUUAUGUCUAUUAAUAUAAGGUUAAAUUUUAUUUGAUUAUUUCAUGUGCUUUACGACUUUUUGUAAUGGUUAGUUUUCUUUAGCUCACAUCACAAAAGUCCUAGAAAAGGUUAAGAGCAUUGUAAACUAAUGGUAAUAAUUUAUGACUUUAUUUCUGUAGACGUAAGGUCUAGUUUCCUUUGAUGUAAGUAUGUAUUUGAACUAGAUUUUUAACAUAUGUGAUUUUGGUUAGAAAAUGAAGUUAGCAGGCCUCACGAGACAUCACAAAUUGUUUAUCGACUUUAAUACUAUUACCACAAAGAUUAAUGUCCAAUGACUUAGAUGUUAUUGAAAAAUGAACUAAGACUGUAAAUCAUUAAGGUGUAUCUUUGAUUGCAUACCUUAUUGUCAGCUACGUAGUACUUUAAAAUCAACAUCAUAGAAUUCAAUUUACUUUGCGAACAGAAAUUGACUUAAAUAAUGGUCUAAAAUUUGGGACAUUGCAAUGAAAAAUUAAAACACAUUUUAAUAUAAGUCUUAAGGUUGAUAUCAAUAAGAUUUAAUUUAGAUUGCUCUAGUUAUCUUAAGUAAAGCCGUCUAAAAUAUGUUUUAUUCUAUUAUCAACCUUAUGCCACAUAAAUUAAGGUAUUAUUUUAAUUGUCUAGUGUAAGUAUAUAGCCAUUUCGAUGCAUUUAUUAAUAUUUCGCGUUAGGGUUAGAUAAGAUUUAGGUAUUAAGUAGUUUUUAGUCACUUUUUAUGUGUACAGUGUGAUUUCUAGACUUUGCACGCAAUAUUACUAUUUUUUUAAAUUGGGACAAGCCCGCCACAACCUCCCUAAACCGCUGCAACUCCUGUAAGCCAG
Spodoptera litura is the source of this 3055-nucleotide messenger RNA. RefSeq names its product tyrosine-protein kinase-like otk. The record is from RefSeq and is a predicted model, not a curated record. NCBI's taxonomy places the organism in Eukaryota, Metazoa, Arthropoda, Insecta, Lepidoptera, Noctuidae. Gene Ontology annotation, biological process: protein phosphorylation. Gene Ontology annotation, molecular function: ATP binding; transmembrane receptor protein tyrosine kinase activity.